Messenger RNA from Drosophila novamexicana, 879 nucleotides. It is a transcript of the gene CycC, whose product is annotated as cyclin-C. The coding region runs from base 20 to 823 and encodes 267 amino acids. Gene Ontology annotation, molecular function: cyclin-dependent protein serine/threonine kinase regulator activity. The transcript is spliced from 2 exons. Lineage: Eukaryota; Metazoa; Arthropoda; Insecta; Diptera; Drosophilidae. The record is from RefSeq and is a predicted model, not a curated record. Gene Ontology annotation, biological process: positive regulation of transcription by RNA polymerase II. Gene Ontology annotation, cellular component: nucleus; mediator complex.
ACAAGCAUUUAAGUUUAUAAUGGCCGGCAACUUCUGGCAAAGCUCGCACUCUCAGCAAUGGAUACUGGACAAGCAGGAUUUGCUGCGAGAACGCCAAAACGAUUUGCUGGCGCUCAGCGAGGACGAGUAUCAAAAGAUAUUUAUAUUCUUUGCCAAUGUCAUUCAAGUACUUGGGGAGCAGCUGAAACUGCGGCAACAAGUUAUUGCCACGGCAACUGUUUAUUUCAAGCGCUUCUAUGCGCGUAACUCAUUAAAAAAUAUUGAUCCGCUGCUGCUUGCGCCCACCUGCAUACUGCUAGCCUCCAAAGUGGAGGAGUUUGGCGUCAUUUCCAAUUCGCGCCUCAUCUCCAUUUGCCAGUCCGCUAUCAAGACCAAGUUCAGCUAUGCCUACACGCAGGAGUUUCCCUAUCGCACAAAUCACAUACUCGAGUGCGAGUUUUAUUUACUGGAGAAUCUUGACUGUUGCCUGAUUGUGUUCCAACCAUAUCGGCCCUUGCUGCAGCUGGUGCAGGAUAUGGGUCAAGAGGAUCAGUUGUUGACGCUUAGCUGGCGCAUUGUUAACGACUCGUUGCGCACCGAUGUCUGCCUGCUCUAUCCGCCGUAUCAGAUUGCAAUUGCCUGCCUGCAAAUCGCCUGCGUCAUAAUGCAAAAGGAUUCCACCAAGCAAUGGUUCGCUGAGCUCAACGUGGAUUUGGACAAGGUGCAGGAGAUAGUGCGCGCCAUUGUCAAUUUAUAUGAACUGUGGAAGGACUGGAAAGAGAAGGACGAGAUUCAAAUACUUCUGUCCAAAAUACCCAAACCCAAGCCGCCGCCACAGCGAUGAAAAAUACAAUAAAAUAUUUAUAUUAAAUUAAUUGUAUACUUUCUUAAGAAUAUAUU